Tarenaya hassleriana is the source of this 1635-nucleotide messenger RNA. RefSeq lists its product as uncharacterized. Lineage: Eukaryota; Viridiplantae; Streptophyta; Magnoliopsida; Brassicales; Cleomaceae. The record is from RefSeq and is a predicted model, not a curated record.
AACGAUAAUUUUUAGAGAGAGGGGAAAAAGAAAUGAGCGGCGGCGGAGACGGUCGAGGCGGCGGCGGCGGAGGAAACAGAGCGGAGGCGGAUCGGUGGCUGGUGACAUCGGAGAAGCUUCUUGCCUCCGGAGACCUUCAGGGAGCGAAGACCUUCGCGAUCCGCGCUUGCGAGGCCGACCCGACCAGAGCCGGGGCGGCAGACUACAUUCUCGCCAUCUCCGACACUCUCAUCGCCGGAGAGUCUCGCGUGGAUAAAUCCGACCUGCCCGAUUGGUACGCCGUGCUCCGACUCGUUCGCCUGACUCAGAACCCCGGCCUCGCCGCGGCUCAGCACCGGAGGCUCACUCUUCUCCUCAAUCCGACGGUUAAUCGUCUCCCCUUCGCCGAAAAGGCGUAUAAACUCGUCUCUGAUGCUUGGUACGUCCUUUCUGACCCAUCUAGGAAGUCCUUAUACGACCGCGAGUUGCAGCUGAGUCAACUCGACCAACCAGGUUCCCGAAAUCAUCAUCAGCAGCAGCAGCAACAGCAACCCCCGUCGCAGCAAUUUCAGUGGCAGCACCGGCCGAUUUCGGAUAAUGCGGCCGAGGCGGCUCGGAAAACUUCGACUGAAGCUACGGCUCUGAGCUUCUGGACAUCGUGCCCGUACUGCUUUGUACUCUUUGAGUACCCAAAGGACUACGAGGAGUGCGCAUUGCGGUGUCAACACUGUCGGAGAGCGUUUCAAGCCGUGACGAUACAGACACCUCCGGUUGAGGGCAAAGACAAAGAUGUUUAUUUUUGUUCUUGGGCUGUCUUCCCGUUAGGGUUUUCAGGUCAUGACCCCAUUUCCCCGCUCUUCGCCUGCCCGGGUCAGGGGCAGCCGAGCAUGACGGUGAGAAAGGAACAGUCUGCACCGAGGAUAUUUUAUGAUGAUGAUGACAUAUAUGUUGAAAUUUCAGAGGAGGAAUAUGAACCAGGAGAAGAUGAGCUGGAAGAUGAUGAUGAGGAUUGGCUGAAUGAUGAAUCCAUGAACAAGAAGGCAAAGAUUGGUAAAGGAAAAGACACGACCCCAAAAACGAAACAGCGGGCUGAGAAAGCUGGGAGGGGGACCCAAACUGUAGUAAGUAACAAUGCUGUUAGCCAUCCUACGGUUCCAAUCAAACAAAAUGCUACUGUCAUGGUGGGUUCGUCAUCUGGUGGAGCGUCUAAACCAGUUGGUAGUACCAGUAGAAAACGAGUAGGAACUGGAGCUAAGAAUUUGGGAAGGUUAGAUUUGAAUGUGGAGUUCAGUAAUGAAGUGGAAGAGCCUUCGAUGGCGGCAGGGGGAGGAAACAAAGGGGACGGGCUCGGAAGUAUUAGGGAUGUCGAUAAUAUUGAAGGAAUUGGGUUUUUCGAGGGUCUUGAUGAUUUCUUGAGUAGUUUGCCAAUACUUUCAGUUGUUGGGGAUGAUAAGGUCAAGGCUACUUAGUGAAGUAAGGUUUUUUCCUCUCUUUUUCUGUUUAGCUGUCUUGUUUUCUUGCUGUUUUUGGUUGUAGCCUUAACUUUUGUGUAUGAUAGCUGGUGUCUAACAGUAGAAGAGAUUCUGCCAUUUUGAUUCCUUGGAAAUCCAGUUUUAGAUAUGUAUUUUGGGGGUAAAUGAUUGCAUGUUUUUCUUC